UCUCUUGAUAUUUUUAAUUUUACCAGAUCGGCCUCGUGGUAAUGUUGUUUCGCGAUUACAAAUUAUUUAAAAUACUCUUAUCAAAACUGUUCUGUCUUAUCUUAGUCCGUGGUUUUGAGUGUUUCGACCGCGAUUAAAGACAUCUUUCAACGGAAAUUCGUAAAUUAAAUAUUUUAUUUUAUUACUUAACUAACUAAAUGACUUCCGCGUUGGACGUGAGAGUAGCCACUGCGUUAAAAAAAUUAUUUGAUGAAGGUGCUCUAAUUUCAAGAAUGUGCUGUAAAGUAAAGAAAAAAUUUAGAGGAGAGAAACUUUUUAGACGCCUCAAACAAAUUAGUGUUUCUAUAAAAAAACUCCAUCAACUAAACAUCUCCGAGGCUAUAUUUGAUAAUGGUAUGCCCAUAAAACAAGCUUCUCAGUGGGCUGGUGCUCGUAUUUUACCAGCAUUAAAUCUAAUCAAUCAACUACAGCAGUUCAGUGAAGGUACAGCUCAAUUGAUAGUGAAAGUCUUCCAGAAUGGUCAAUGUUGGUUAGAAAUGAAUAUUGCCCUUGCUAUGGUCAGCAGAGUGUGGAUACUUACCAAAUCGUUGAACAAAUCAUUUUCACUGUCCUGUCAAAAUUUUACACCUCUACUGAAUCAAUCAAAAAUGUCUGAAACCCAAUGGCUACCAAAUUUUGAACAACCUGAAUGUUUAAAUAAUAAUAUAUUAGAAAAUAGCCAAAGUGAGUCAAUUGUGGAACUUGUAAAAAGACCAGGAUCUGUUAUGUGUCGUAAACCAGAACCAGAAGACCCAGUUAUAAAAAAAAGAAAAAGAUCUGGAAAACAUAUUAGAAUGUUACAAGAGAAACAUAAAAAUAAAAUUAAAGUUGUUAAAAAACAAAAAACUAAAUAAUUAUAUUAUAUAACAUUAUUUUUAUAUACAUAUUUUUUGUAAAUGGGGUAAAACUAGUGAUAUACAAUUUUAGUACA
Messenger RNA from Metopolophium dirhodum (rose-grain aphid), 970 nucleotides. RefSeq lists its product as uncharacterized. The transcript has 3 exons. Lineage: Eukaryota; Metazoa; Arthropoda; Insecta; Hemiptera; Aphididae. The coding region runs from base 198 to 893 and encodes 231 amino acids. The record is from RefSeq and is a predicted model, not a curated record.